GAGUAUUUUUGACAUAUUUUUACUGGUUUUUACUUUGUUAAAAACAUCUUUAUCAAUUCUUCUUUUCAAUUCAAUAUUUUUAUCGCUCUUCACCAGACUAAAAAUAAGAAACUUAAUACUGUGGUCAGUGGCGAAUCAGUAAAAAUUAAUUAGGUACUUAACUAGUAGCAGACCAUUUGCUUGGUACGAAGAAAAUAAACAUUAUGUGGUGUAAGCCGAUUUUUACAGUGUGUUUGCUUGUAAUAAAUAUCGCAUGGUCCAAAUCUGAUGGUCAGGUAGGUCCUGAUCCUUGGGACUAUGUGAGUAACAUAAAACACGAUGAUGGCGACAUACCACCAGAUCUUAGAAGUAUUCCUACCAAAAAGGUGCAAACAAAUAACAUUGGCACAGGUGAAUGGUUUUAUAAACGAAUUCUGGCAAUUAUAUUAAAAGGAGGAAUAAUAAAGAAAAAUGAAGAUGGCAGUAUUGAUAUUUCUUUGCAAAUGAGAUACAGCCCUGAACGCUGGAACAUUCUGGAUGAAUAUAUAACUUCAAAUACUGCACUCUCGGAAGAUAUGUUCAGACGGUCCAUGGGCUAUGUAGAAGAAGCUAUAUACAAACCUACAAUCACUGAAAAAAUUGUUAUGGCAUGGAGUGAAUAUAUACAAUUUUAUUUAAUAGAGUAUAAGGUUUACAUUGUCUGGACUACAAGUAUUUUGGCAGUUAUUGGAUCAAUAGUUUGGUUAAUGCACCAUAUAUCGCAUAAACAUGUAAUAAUACUUAUACUUGUUGGAUUUUACAUGUAUGAAGUUUUUGUGUCUUAUAAGGAAGCUGAAAAACAAGAACUAGACCGAUUCAUACAAGCAAUGAAUACAUGCAAGUGGUUAAUAUGGAGUUCUACAUGUGAAGUACCACCACCUGAUCCAUUGAUAUUCUUAAAGCAUAUGAAUCCACUUAAAAUUGGUGUCAGAAUGUUUAGUGUUGUGUUGUCGGAACCUAUGAUUACUAUCAGUGAAACUGUAAAAACUAUAACCCAUGGAGUAACUGAUGGAUUAUGGUUCCCUUUCGAUAAAAUUAUGUAUGGGAUUUUAAUGGUAAUUUUUAACGCCUUAAUAAUAUUUUUAUUAGUCAUGAUAAUUUUUAAUUUUAUAUUAAACAUUCCUUUUAAUUUAAAUCUCUUGGGUAUACUAAGUAUUGGAUUGAAGCAACGAAAGAGAAUUCCAAACAAUACCUCAGCAGAUGUACAUAGAAAAGAAAGUACUGAUAGAAUCAGUGGAGAAACUCUUACACGAUUGCUAGAUGUUUUCUCAAAGGCACUAAAUACAACCCAAUCUGCAAACAUGGUUAGUAUAAGUAAUGGUCCUAGUCAGAGUUCUUUACCUUUCACAUGCAAACCUAAAAUGUCAAGAUCUGCUAGUACAGGUCGCUUACCUAACUUUGUAGGCAGUGGGAAGCGCACUGUAUGAGUUUUAAUUGAACAGGGCAGCAUUAUAAUAAAUCAUGAUAAUUAUGUGAUUUAUAGCACAACCAAUUUUAUAUUUAGGACUCAAGUCACUUCGACAAAUUAAUUAAGAUUUUAAUUAAGUGCCUAUUUAUAUCUUAUUUUAUAUCUAAACUGAUUAGGCCUAGCGUAAGAAGGCCGCGUUUUUGUCUAAGACUUAUUUUGGAAAAAAGUCAAUUUUUUUCCUUAUCUAACGCUAUCGUCUGCAGACUCAAACUUAUUUUUAUCUGUAAUCUAAAAUAGGCAUAAAAUAAUGUGUAAAAUAUUUUUUUUUAAUAAUGAAUAAGUACAUGAAUUCCUAUGUUUAGUUGUAGUAAUUAACCUGUGAUACUAAUAAAUAAUUGUAGAUUUAUAGUUUUAUAAGUAUUAAGUUUGCUGUGUGAAAAUGGGUCUUAUAAAUAAAUAUACUCAAACUUCGUAAUAAUGUUUUUUAUUAAUUUUUGUCAUGCUUAGUGAGAAGUGUAAUAAAUAAUAAGAUUUGAAAACAUUCAGUUCCGAAUUCACAAGAAGCAAUAUUCUAUAAAUAAAAGGAUACAAAGUACCUCUGUAAGAAGCAAAUUCUAAUCUCGUUUAGGGUAGUGUGCGCAAAACAAGUAGUCCAAUCUGAAGUUGUAACAUAGCGGUUUGCACCAGGGAUGUUACGGAAGUGGUUUUAUCGGAACCGGAGUUUUCGGAACACGAACCUGAAUCGGAGUCGGAGGCAUAAGAGAUGUGUUACGAAGGCAUGUCUGAUAUAAUAAAAUCACACACAUUAUUCAUCACUUAUUUUCUUAUUAUCAGUUCAAAAAUAAUACAGGUAGGUGUACUUAUACCUGGUGGGUGGGUGAAAUUAAAACGAUCGAAUUUAAAAUCUUAAACAGUAGGUAGGUACCUACUAAAAAAUUAAGCAUUAUCAGCAUAUUCAACCGAUUUAAAUUUUACGGAAUCUAAGUUUCAAACUUUCUGAAUCUAACAUCUCUAGUUUGCACAGGUCCAUAGACUAGAGAAUAAACACACAAGCCCGGCUGAGAUCUGUUUUUAACCGACUUCAAAAAAGGAGGAGGUUCUCAAUUCGUCGGAAUCUUUUUGUUGUAUGAUGCAUUGUCAUUACACCUCGUGUUCAGACUGGACUACUUUUUUUACGCGCACUAUACUCACAGUCUAAACACUAUUGGUCAACAAACAUUCGCAACCUCGUAAUAAAUAACAUCAUAACAAAACAUUAUCAAUAUUAUAUACAACUAUUACCAUCCCGUAGGGAAUGAUCUUAAUGUACCUCGAGCCAAGCUUUAACCAUAUUCGUUAACGUCUCUAAAUCCUUCUACCCUACGCAUACAAUCUAAAUGGACUAGUCACUAUAUUGAUGUAAAUGCUAAUUUUAUUAAAAACGAGAAUCCGGAAUGUUGUUUAUAAUGUCUAAAAAUUUAUAGAUAAUAGGGAUAAUAAUAAUUAUAUUAGUUGCCUUGAUUUUAAAUAGCUAUUAGGAGUUAAUUAUGAAUUAUUUAGAAACAUUGUAUGCUUUAAAUUAAGGAAAUGGUGGCAACUCAACUUUGGCUCAGUCGAUACUGGAAAUGUUAUAUAGUUAUUUUCUAGUGAGUUAAAUAACUGAUAUUCCUGUUGGGAAGUUUGUUGUUUGUACAUCUCUUUAUGUAAGAUGGAGGUAUAUGGAUAAUAGGUACAGAUACUUAUGCUGUGUUCUAAAAACCUAUGUAUAAGCAGUGGUAAAAAUAUGUGAUGACAAUAAUUGUUUUAUAUUAAAGAAGUACAGUAGGUGAUGCACAAUUGCAGGUUAAGCAAUUACAGUGUUAUAUCAAAAACUCCAUAUAAUGUAAAUAUUACUUGAGUUUGGUUGUUUUAAUUUUAAACCCAUACUCUAUAACGAAAAAUCUGUCCAAUUGUCUGUUCCUGAAAAUUUGUAUUUGCUUCAAAUAUGAAUAGAAACAUUCCACUAUCGACCUAUUGAUGUAUAUGUAUUUUUGAUUCUAUAAUUCGCUAUAAUGAUUUACUAUUAUUUAUCUACUUCAAUAUUAUUGCCAUAGGUACAUAUUAAUUGGGCACCCUUAUGAUUUUAAAAUUCACUUUGGUGUUCUAAACUUACUAAUUCCUAUUUGCUGAAUAUUAAGAGUUUUAAGAGUAUAUAUUAUGUAAUAUAGAAGUGAUUAGUUAUAAAGCUCCUAAGUUACUAUACUUCUACUCUUAAUGAAACUUGUACAAUAAAUUCAAUUUACUCUUGAACCGUUUUUUUGGUAUUUGUAAAACAGCUUAGCUGAUUAAGAUUUUUUAUCGUAUUAUAAACUUCUAGUAGUACGGUAAAUUCGAUGUGCCAUUGUAGAAUAUAUUAAACGUUGCAUGAGAGUUUAUAAGAGUUAGAUAAAAUUAACCUUCUGAAAAGAG
This is a messenger RNA of Maniola jurtina (meadow brown), 3853 nucleotides long. RefSeq lists its product as uncharacterized. The transcript is spliced from 5 exons. The coding region runs from base 204 to 1445 and encodes 413 amino acids. Lineage: Eukaryota; Metazoa; Arthropoda; Insecta; Lepidoptera; Nymphalidae. The record is from RefSeq and is a predicted model, not a curated record.